Molecule: messenger RNA, 4417 nt
Organism: Centruroides sculpturatus (bark scorpion)
Lineage: Eukaryota; Metazoa; Arthropoda; Arachnida; Scorpiones; Buthidae
Exons: 11
Coding region: 316-1731 (471 amino acids)
Cellular component (GO): stereocilia ankle link complex; plasma membrane; cilium
Molecular function (GO): protein binding
Source: RefSeq, a predicted model, not a curated record
CAAGAUGGCGCCGUUUGUUGUUAGAAGUUGUUUACGAGGGAAACGAAUCGAGAUGAAUGCUUCAAGAACGUAAUAUGUAGUUCUUUACGAUUCUCUCUUUUGAGAACUAAAUUAAGCACUGGGAACUCAUCAGUGUAGACAACUACUAUGAUGCUAAUGUGAUCCUAAGUCUAUUCUCAACAUAGAGAAUUUGUUGCACAAGUCCAGAUGAAGUUAUGAGAAUCAAAGCAACUACAACUACAUCAAAUGUCUUCCGGACAAUUCAGAAGAUGUUGGUCUCAGGAAGGGAAACAAAAGUAUUGAUUUCAUCAUAGUAUGUGGAAAGAAGAACAGCGUUCAUUAAAAAAAACCCAGCCUGAGUUUACUGGUAAAUACAGAGAAGAAUUUGCAUUGCAUAAAAGACCAUCAUAUUCAUUGAAUUAUCCAAUUGGCAAUACUUUUUAUUCAAGUGGAUUACAAAAGAGGUUAAGUGUUGGAAAUAAAGAAUCUUUACCUUUAAUAAAAACAUCCAAUGAAAGAAGUUGGAAUCAACUGGAUUGUUCACCAGUUGAUGAGUUUGUGCCAUUUGUUGACAUAAGAAAGAACAUUAAAAGGGGAUCUAAAGAUUUUUUUGCUGAUCAGACAGAAUUAUUGUUGGAUGAAAAAACUCAAAAGUUAUUAUCUAGGACGGAGAAAAUUACACUAAAUUUUUAUUGCAAUGAAUACAUAACUAAGGCGAUGACUAUUGAUGCUUUUGUUGCUGUUCUUUUGGAACUAUUUGAUCAACCAUCUAAAUAUACACUCAUGACUGAAAUUCGUGGACUUGUUAGAGGAGAAGAUCUUGAUAAAUUUGAUGAAUUAAUCUAUCGAAGAGAACUACAAGCAUUAAAGAGUAAAGUAGCUCAGAGAUUUGUAGGUGGUGAAAAUAGUCCAAGAAGGAUUCAUUCAUCAAAAAAGAAUAGUGGUGUAGAUUUUGUUAAUAAUAGCUAUCAGAUUGAUGGACGUAAAACAUCUGGUCAGCAAAAGACUACCAGAGGCAUUAGUCAUCAUUAUUCCUUCAAUAUACAUCAGCCCCGUAAAAGUGCAAGAGCUCUCCAGCAUGGCAUGCUUAGAAGACAUAGUAGUGGAGGAGAAGUAGAUGAUUAUACAGGUUAUUUAGACUUAUUAUCAUCAGAAGAUAGAAGGUGGAGUGUGGGUAAUGUGGGUAACAAUUUAAUUGCUGUGCCUCCUCCUGAUUCAGUUGAAAGAAAUCAGUUGACUAUUCCUUUGGAGCCCAAAACCAUGACAUUAGAAGUUCCUCGAUCUCAUGUGCGAAGACAUCGCUCUCUCCCAGAUCCUCAUGCUAGAUCAAGGCCACAGGAACAUCACUCACAACAAAGAAGUGCUUCAGUAAGAUUACCUGGCCAUAGAAUUAUUCAAGAAAAUGAUGGUACAUUGAGAGUAGUUAUAAAAAAGACAAAGCCUCUGUUAGGAAUAGUAAUAGAAGGUGGUGUCAACACACCACAGCCCUUGCCUCGUAUUAUCAGUAUUCAUACUUCAGGAGCUGCUUUUGAAGCAGGUGGCCUUAAAAUUGGACAUAUCAUUCUAGAAGUAGAUGGGAUGAAAAUGAAGAGAAAACGACAUAGUGAAGUAGCAAAGUUUAUAGCAAAUGCAUUUUAUAAUUCAGAUAAAGAUCAAAUAGAAUUUCUUGUAACUGAAAGAACAAAAACACCUUUAGAACUUAGAAGAUCAUCUUUCAUGGUAACAGAUUAAUAAUUGUUGAAGUAAUUAAAAAUCGAGUAGAUUCAUAAAAGUUACUGAUUAAAGCCAAACGUUUUGAAAGAGAUGACAUUAUAUCAUUUCAUUAUAAAUUGUUGUUAAUGUUGUGUAAAUAUUUGAUUGUUGUUGUUAGUUGAAUGUGUAUUUAAUGUGAUAUAUUAACCUUCAUAAACAUGAUUUCUAGAGGAUUACAGGUUAAAGCAUACAUGUGUUUCCCUGUAAUUUACUAGCUAGAUUAAUUUAAUUAGUCAAUCAACAGAAGGUAUGAAUAGAAGCAAAAAUAUUUGUUUUUAUAAAUUGAUAGUGUUUCUAGUAGUUUCAAAGAUGUUACAAAAAAUUUUAAAACAUGUUUCAAUAAUCUAAAAGAUUAUUGAAACAUAUUUAAAAGUACAAGAAGUUUGAUUUUUAAAAGAAUUAUUUUAAGGAAAAUUUGCAUUAAAAGUUACUAUGACUUUUUAAAUUGCAGUAUCACUAAACAGAUUUUUUUAUACUUGCUAUUAAGAAUGAAAAAACAGUAGAAUAAUAAUUAGAUCAUAGUUUAAAAUACUUAGAAUAGUAUGGUCAGUUAUCUGAAAUCAUAUUUGCUUUACAAUUAAGUUUUGAAAGUUAUUUAUUUUGUAAAUUCACAAAUUUGAUGAUCACAUACUGGAUAGUUAUUUAAAAUCCAUGCUUUUUUUUAGAGAUUUUAAAUAAUUCACUAUAUCAGUAAUGGUUGAAACAAGACGUUAACAUCGAUUACAUUGAAAUUUUAUUUACACAGCAGACAAGUUUUUUAUUUUCCGAAUCAAACAUCACAUUUUAGAUAAAAUUUUCAUAAAUUUAGCUUUGUAUAAUUAUGUGGGAAUUUAUAAACAAAGUAUGAAGUUUACAAAGAUCUAAUACGUGAUGUAUUUACUACAUCGCUGUAUUUAAAUAAGUAUAUUCACUUUGCCUUUUGAUGUAAUUACUGAUAUUUUGAAGAUGAAAAAAAAUGCUAAGAAAUAAUUUUAUAUUAAUAGUUUUAAAUGAAUACCUUUAAGCUUCUAGAAAUCAUGAACAUAUUGUAAAGAAAAUAGGAAUAAUUGUUACAUUAUUGGUAAAGAAAAAAAUUAUAUAUAUACAAAAAAUAUAUAUAAUAUAAUGUUAUGUAUACUUAAAGCAAUAAGUAAUGUUUAAAAGUGAAAAAAAAACUAUUUUGAAAAGCAAUAUGGGCCAAUUGUUGUUACAAUUACAGUAUUAAAAACUUUAUAAAGAUUAAUAGCUUUAAAUGCCAACAAAUCUUCCACGCCCAGUUAAAAAAUAGUGAAAAUCUUAUUACAUGGUUUAUUCUUUUCUUUCGUGGAUAUCCCAACCUGAAAGAUUUUUAAAUAUAUUAUUCUGUACAUCUUAAAAUGUCUAUCACAUCUGUACAGAACAACGAAGCAAGUGCUACUACUAUCAUGCUACAUUUUCAUCAUUAUAUUAAGUGAAACAGUUAAUUUUUAUCAUAAAAAAGGGAAGUUUUAAUGUCGUGUUUAUAAUUUACUGCCAAAUGUUUAAUUACUUCUAACAUUCGGAAAACUUGGCUUCAAUUAUGUCACUCAAUCAACGAACAUCGAGGCGGAUAUCCGAAAACAGCUGCGGUUUUUUCAUAAAGUUGCCAAAGAAAAAAAAACAAACAAACAAACUCUCCCCUUCUUUUGUCAUAGGUUAGAUCAAAGCUAAAAGGUUCUGUAGUAGAUACAAUUUUAGAUAGUCAUUUUAUUUGGUAUGUCUUAGCUACAUAUCAAUUGCCUUAUUUGGCAGAACAAUAUUAAUAUGGACAAUGAUUAUUAAAAAAAAAAAAAAAUGGUGUGCUAUCUACACGCCUGUGUUCAUGUUUUGUAAUUAUUUUUGUAACUAUAUAAUGGCUUUGUUUGUAACUUUGUAUUGAAUUGUUUGAGAUAAUAUUUUGGUGUAGAGGUUUGUAAUAAAUUUAUUUAUAUAAUCUGCAAAUUUAAAAUAAUAAAAGACAUUUUGACAAGUUAAAUAAUUUGUUUGAAAAUAAUAAAAAAUAAUUAAUAAUAAAUCAAAUUUUUAUAUAUUACUAAAUAGUUUAGUGAUUUUAAAUAUGAUGUGUGGCCAGAAUUUUUCUUUUUUCACUAAUUUUAUGUAUGCAUUGCUGAUCAUUGUUUUUAGAAAAGAAGGAAAAAAUAAUAUUUGACAAUAAUUAAGCAUUUGCACAGAUUGAAUAAAAAAAUUUUAAAUUUCUCAGAAAAUUGUGUGAAAUAUUUUUCUCCCCCUUUUUUAAUGCCAAAUUUUCCAAUUUUUAACAAUAUUUUUUCUUUUUAAUUUUUGCAAAUAAAUGUCGGUUGGCAAAAUGCAUGGCGACGCGCCGUACUCACGUGACUCGGGUAAACCAAUAGCGUGUGAAUUUUUUUGUCUUCUGCUUAGUUUUGCACAUCCGCCAUUUUGAAUGACGAUUUCAAAGCGUAUUGACAGUCAGGAAAUGGAAGGUAAGGUUUUAAUGUGAUUUAAAAGUAUAAAAGUACCAAAAACGCUUUUGGUAUUAUAGUAUUUGUAUCCACCUCUCAUUGGGUUGCAAUUUUCAACAAUUGUAGACCUAUAAAUCCCACUGGUGUCCUUCUGGUCGUCUGUCCUUCCUUAAUCUCGAGAACGGGGUCAUAUAGAUGAAAGUCAAGAUCGGAUAUAGAAAACUUCGGAGCAGGCGACCCUAAUUAAC